Scheffersomyces amazonensis is the source of this 816-nucleotide messenger RNA. RefSeq names its product carbonate dehydratase (gene NCE103). Bases 1 to 816 code for a protein of 271 amino acids. Gene Ontology annotation, cellular component: cytoplasm. NCBI's taxonomy places the organism in Eukaryota, Fungi, Ascomycota, Pichiomycetes, Serinales, Debaryomycetaceae. Gene Ontology annotation, biological process: cellular response to carbon dioxide; cellular response to oxidative stress; carbon utilization. Gene Ontology annotation, molecular function: zinc ion binding; carbonate dehydratase activity. The transcript has a single exon. The record is from RefSeq and is a predicted model, not a curated record.
AUGGGAAGAGAAAAUAUUUUAAAAUACCAACUUGAACAUGAUAAUGAAACUGACUUAAAAAUCAGCUCAAGUGAAGAAUCAAAACUUGAAAAACCGAUUAAGGAACCUCCUGUUAAGAAGGUAAAAUCUCAUUCAAAUUUUCCUUUCUCUCUCUCAAGAGAAUCAACAAUUGAAGAUUUUUUACAUAAUAAUCAAUAUUAUGUUGAAAAUAUGAAACAUAAUCAUUCGGAUCUAGUUUUUGAUUUGAAUUCAAAGGGUCAAUCUCCCCAUACAUUAUGGAUUGGUUGUAGUGAUUCAAGAGCAGGUGACCAAUGUUUAGCCACUUUACCCGGUGAAAUAUUUGUUCAUAGAAACAUUGCUAAUAUUGUUAAUGCAAAUGAUAUUAGUAGUCAAGGAGUUAUACAAUUUGCAAUUGAUGUUCUUAAAGUUAGAAAGAUUAUAGUUUGUGGACAUACUGAUUGUGGUGGGAUUUGGGCAUCUCUUAGUUCAAAGAAAAUUGGGGGAGUUUUAGAUUUAUGGUUAAAUCCAAUAAGGCAUAUACGUGCGGCAAAUUUGAAAACAUUGAAUGAAUUUAAUCAUGAUCCUAAAUUGAAAGCCAAAAAAUUGGCAGAAUUGAAUAUUAUUUCUAGUGUUAUUGCCCUCAAGAGACACCCAAGUGCUUCUCAAGCAUUAAAGAAUGGAGAAAUAGAGGUAUGGGGUUUAAUUUAUGACGUGUCAACUGGGUUACUUAAUGAAGUGGAAAUUCCACAAGAUGAAUUUGAAGAUUUGUUCCAUAUUCAUGAUGAACAUAAUGACGAUGAGUUUAAUCCUCAUUAA